Messenger RNA from Lampris incognitus (smalleye Pacific opah), 1046 nucleotides. RefSeq names its product myosin, light chain 6, alkali, smooth muscle and non-muscle (gene myl6). The record is from RefSeq and is a predicted model, not a curated record. The transcript has 6 exons. Gene Ontology annotation, molecular function: structural constituent of muscle; calcium ion binding. NCBI's taxonomy places the organism in Eukaryota, Metazoa, Chordata, Actinopteri, Lampriformes, Lampridae. Gene Ontology annotation, cellular component: myosin II complex. The coding region runs from base 124 to 579 and encodes 151 amino acids.
CACGUUUGAAUGGCUGGGGGCGGAGCGAGUUGCUGACGUCAUAAGGGCUGUACCCGGGAUGGUCUAUCAACACGGUGCGCUUUCCAGAGGUCUUCCCUGCUCCUCGGUCAUCCCAGCGCAGACAUGUCGGACUUCUCAGAGGACCAGAUCAUAGAGUUCAAAGAGGCCUUCCUCUUGUUUGACCGCACGGGUGAUGGCAAGAUCAGCUACAGCCAGUGUGGGGAUGUUAUGCGGGCCCUUGGCCAGAACCCUGUCAAUGCUGAGGUGCUCAAGGUCCUGGGAAACCCCAAAUCAGAUGAGAUGAACUACAAGAUGCUGGAUUUUGAGCAGUUCCUGCCCAUGCUCCAGGCCAUUGCUAAGAACAAGGACCAGGGCUCCUUUGAGGACUUUGUUGAGGGAUUGCGUGUCUUCGACAAGGAAGGGAAUGGCACAGUGAUGGGAGCAGAGCUACGCCACGUCCUCACCACACUGGGUGAGAAAAUGACGGAAGAAGAGGUGGAGACUCUUCUGGCUGGACACGAAGAUGCUAACGGUCUUAUCAACUAUGAAGAACUCGUGAGAAUGGUGAUGAGCGGUUGAAGAGUUCAAGAGCACACUUUUUCAUUUUAUUCAUGAAUGUGUUUUGUAUCACGUUGUCUUGCUCUCCCAAAUGCCACCCUUUGUUUUCUUUUAGAUUUGAGCUUUUGGGGUUUUGUUUCGUUUUUUGCAGAAGUGCCUUUUCUGUGUAUGAGACCGUUUCAUCUCAUAGCGUCCAGCCACGCGGAGGCGCGCGUCACCGCACCAUCUGUGGACAGAAUCGGCAGUACCAUUCUCUUGAUUGUUUUACACAUUCCCCCCCGCGUUACUUACCCCGGGACCCCUGUAGUAAACAAGCUGGUUUCUCUUUUCUAGUGCAGGAGAUGCUGCGUGUUUAUCUAGUGCAGGAGAUGCUGCGUGCUUAUCGGCAGAGAGGACUCGAUGCAGGAUUGUAGAUACGUCAUGACGGAGGGGUACUCUGCUGUCAUGUUACAGUCAACAUUAUUUAAUAAAGAUCCCAGUUUCUGAAA